This is a messenger RNA of Elaeis guineensis (African oil palm), 1210 nucleotides long. RefSeq names its product protein IRON-RELATED TRANSCRIPTION FACTOR 3. The record is from RefSeq and is a predicted model, not a curated record. Gene Ontology annotation, molecular function: protein dimerization activity. NCBI's taxonomy places the organism in Eukaryota, Viridiplantae, Streptophyta, Magnoliopsida, Arecales, Arecaceae.
UACCCUCCAGGGUUAAUGAGACAACCCGGUUCACAUUACUCGAAAGGUGUCUUGGAGACCGGGGUACACUGUUUUGAAAGAAGUAUAAUACUUAUUUCUCCCCGCAGAGCUCGUAUAGCAAUAUCGACGGAGGAGAAAGGAAACGCCGGAGUUUGCUUCAAUCGGAACUCCGAUCUUUUCUCCUCCGACACCGCCGAGCGAUCUCCGAAUUCCUCGAGGGAGAGCAACUCGAGCAUGAUCUCAGACCAUCCAUCUUCUAUGGCGAAGGAGACAAAUGUUGCAGCUGAUAAGCCAGUUGAUGGGUCUCUCCUUAACAAAAAGAGUCAGGGAAGGGUUCCAAAGAAAAUACACAAAGCCGAGAGAGAGAAACUUAAACGUGAGCAAUUGAAUGAGCUCUUUCUUGAGCUGGGUCGUGUUGUUGAACCAGCUCGACAGAAUAAUGGUAAGGCGACCAUACUGGUCGAUGCUUCUCGGAUACUGCGAGAUCUUCUUGCUCAAGUAGAAUCACUUAGAAAGGAAAAUGCUGCUUUGCUAACCGAAUCAAGCUAUGUUACUGCAGAGAAAAAUGAACUGAGAGAUGAGAAUGCUGCUCUCCAGGCUGACAUUGCAGAACUUCAAAGUGAGCUGCAAGUGAGAAUGAUGUCUGAUUCUGUGUGGACUAACAGCACAGCCAUGAGCCCUCCAACUUUGCCACAGCCUGCGAGCACCGUGCUGCCACUGCAGCAGCAGCCACCUGACAUCAGACCAGUGCACGGUGCCCCCAUUCGAGAACUCCAACUCUUUCCAGAGUCUACAGCGACACAAACAGAGCCCACACCUUCCUCCAAUGUGACAAGACCUCAUGCUAGGUAUCCAACUCCAUCCAGCUUCUGGCCGGGGCAGCUCCUUUCCAGUCUUCCAAGAACAGCACAGGAAGAGCAGUAUCUCAGCGGUACCAGCAGCAUCAGCACAAUUAGCAGCAGGGAGGAAGGCUCGGAUAAAGCAUGAGCCUUACCGAGAGAAAUGUAACAGGAAAUUGUUGUUGUUCUUCCGAAUCAAUGCUCAAAGAUGCAUCACCCCAGAAAAUGAUGGUGCCAUUGACAGUCCACAAGCUAUCAGGAAAGGAAAAACAAUGUUUAUGAUUUUAGAGUGGCAGUCUGCUGUGGUUAUCAAAUUGAGGCUUCUCUUAGUUUUAGCUUAUAAUUUCAUCCUGUUAAAUAUCCUGUAGUUA